AUGAGCCAAGAUACCGAUCCACAACCAACCCCUACCACUGCUACAGACGCCCCGAUCGUCUUACAGGUAGGGGAGCGCAGAUUCACCACGACCCUCUACACCCUCGAUGAGAGUACAUUCUUCCAAUCUCUCCUGCAAGGUCACUGGAAGAACGCACUUCCCGACGGAUCAUACUUCAUCGACGCCGAUCCGGAUUUGUUCGAGCACAUCCUUCGGUAUCUCCGUCGGGGCGUCUUCCCUCUUUUCUAUGAUAAACGGACCGGCCAUGACCUCGCGAUGUACCUUGCUAUCUUGGAAGAGGCAAGGUAUUUUGGGAUCGAUGUGCUACGGAAGUGGUUAGAGGAAGAAAUAUACUAUAAGGCCGUCACAAUCCGCUAUGACAUCUCCGAAAAGAACGUGGAUGUUUGUUACGCAGAGAUUGAGACAUCCGCGGCGGAUACUGAAUACAAUGUUUCAUUAACGACGAAUAAGGUUUAUAUCUGUCCUCGGGAAAUCCCAACUCACAUGGGAAAGUCGGACAGAUGUCGCAGAAAAUGCCGGAAUUUCAAGGGGGAAGGGCCAGUGGAGUAUGGUGAGGAACCGGCGCUGAGAGUAGUUCGCAUCAUGAAGCGGGUCAUGUUCGAUAUGGAUAAAUGUCGGAAGCCGGUUUUUCAAGAUCCAGGCGAUUCGGCGUCUGAAGGUUUCUGA
This is a messenger RNA of Aspergillus heteromorphus CBS 117.55, 687 nucleotides long. Its product is annotated as BTB/POZ domain-containing protein. Bases 1 to 687 code for a protein of 228 amino acids. The transcript has a single exon. Gene Ontology annotation, biological process: protein homooligomerization. Gene Ontology annotation, molecular function: protein binding. NCBI's taxonomy places the organism in Eukaryota, Fungi, Ascomycota, Eurotiomycetes, Eurotiales, Aspergillaceae. The record is from RefSeq and is a predicted model, not a curated record.